This is a messenger RNA of Eimeria mitis, 2349 nucleotides long. RefSeq lists its product as uncharacterized. The record is from RefSeq and is a predicted model, not a curated record. Lineage: Eukaryota; Apicomplexa; Conoidasida; Eucoccidiorida; Eimeriidae. The coding region runs from base 1 to 2349 and encodes 782 amino acids. The transcript has 4 exons.
AUGCAAGGACUUCGGCUCCAGCGCGGAUUGCUGCUCCUGCUGCUUUUCUACCAGCAGCAAGGUCCAGUAGCCGCAGCAGCAAUCGCAGCAGCAGCAGCAGCAGCAGACCCAGCAGCAGCAGCAGCAGCAGCAGCAGCCCCGGUGAUGAAGGCCGCAGCAGCAACGACAGCAGCACAGAUGUUGAGCACAGCAGAUCUGCAUGCAUGGAUGUCUCUGCUGGGCAGCGUUAUUGCUGCCAGCAGCAGCAGCAGCAACAGCAGCAGCAGCAACAGCAGCAGCAGCUCCGCGGGGGAUAGGCAGCAGCCAGUGUGGAUGCCCACGCCGUUGCUAGAUGCGCUGGGACUGUUUCCGGCGACAGCUGCAAUGCAUGCAGAGCAGCAGCAGCAGCAGCAGCAGCAGCAGCAGCACUCAUCUGCUGCAGACGUCCUGGGCAAACGGAAGGCAGGAUGGACUGGAGCAGCACGCGACGGCGCAGCAGCAGAGCAGCAGCAGCAGCAGCAGCAGCAGCAGAGGAAGCGGCUGUGUCUACCUGCUGCUGCAGCAGCUGCUGCUGGUCCGCCUUCUGCAGGCUCAUUGAGUGCUGAAGCAUCCCCUUCAGCAGCAGCAGCAGCAGCAGCAGCAGCACCAGCUGCUGCAGCACAAGACAGCUCUAAUCCUGCUGCUGCUGCUGCUGCUGCUGCUGCUGCUGCUGCUGCUGCCUUGAGGCAGGGGAUCAGAAGGAGGCGCAGCAGCUCAGCUGCUGUACACUGGGCGCCAGCUGAAACGGACAUAGCUGCUGUGUGGCUGCUGCAGCAGCUGCAUGCUGCAGCAACUCCUGCUGCUGCUGCUGCUGCUGCUGCUGCUGCUGACUUGUCCACACCUGUUGCACUGCACGUCCGCCGCGGGGCUGCAUGCGCAGCAGACGACGAGGAGGACGGCAGCAUAGCAGCAGCAGCAGGCAGCAGCAGCAGCAGCAGCAGCAGCAGCAGCAGCAGCCGCACGGGUCUCCCAGCAGCAAACCCGAACCAGCUUGAUUGCCGGCCUCCUCGCCUGCGGCUGCUGCUGCGGCUGCUGCAGCCCCGUGCUGCACUUCGUGCUGCAGCCCGCGUCUCUGCUGCAGCAGCUCUGCUGCAGGUUGACGCUGCUGCUGCAGCAGGGCAGCAGCAGCAGCAGCAACAGCUGCUGCUGCAGCGCUCCCGCAUCGAGGGCCCCUUUAAAGCCCGCCCGUCUGCUGUCUCUGCUGUGGGUGCUGCAGCAGCAGAAGCCGCAGCAGCAGCAGCAGCAGCAGCAGCAGCUAACGUGGCAGCAGCAACAGAAGCAGCAGAAGAUGUGGGGCCCCACCAUGUAGCAGCAGCUGGAGCGAGGCUGCAGGCAUUAGCAGCAAACGCGCUGCUGCAUGCGGAGCAUCUCCCGCUGCAGCAGGGGGCUUUGCUGCCUCACUGGCAGCUGCUGCUGCUGCUGCCACCGCAGCAGCAGCAGCAGCGUCUUGAUCAGCUGGUGACUGCAGCAGCCCUGCCUCCACCAGCAGCGGUGCUGCAGCAAGCAGCACUACCUGCUGCUGCUGCUGCUGCUGCUGCUGCGCGCGUUGCUUCCCCUAGUUCUUCCGGCGUCCAGAAGCAGCAGCAGCGGCCGCUGCAGCAGCAGCAGCAGCAACAGCAGCAACAGCAGCAGCAGCAGCAACACCGACGAAGACGGAUAAAACUAAAGGGCCAUGACUGGCAUGCUGAGCUAGCAGCAACAAUGGUUGCUGCAGCAAGCAGCGACAGCGCUUCUGCUGCGCUGCUGCCAGCAGCAGCAGCAGCAGCAGAUCGUGUUGCUGGGUGCGUCCUUGACGACGGCAGCAGCAGCUUAGUGGGCCGCUGCUCUCUAGAGAUGCAACCCAGACCAUUGGUCUUCUGCUGCAGCAGCGGCUCUGUCUUGCUGCUGCAGCUAUCCAUAUGCAUGCAAAUGCCGCACCAGCAGCAGCAGCAGCAGCGGCAGCAGCAGCAGCAAAAGCGGCAGCAGCAGCAGCAACUCGAGGCGCUCUUCGUCUGCGUUCACCUUGCCGCCCCACUCUCCCUCCCGCCUGCUGCUGCAGAGUCCGCAGCAGCAGCAGCAGCAGCAAACCCAACAGCAGCAGCAGCAGCAGCAACAGCAGGUGAAGCUCUGCUGGAUGCCGUAAAGGCUGGCUGCCACAAAAGCCUCCUUUCUUCCGUCCCCUUCAAACCCCCAGCUUGCCCGGCAGCGAGCAACCCGCAGCAGCAGCUACAGCAGCAACAGCAGCAGCAGCAGCAGCAGUUACAGCAGCAGCUACAGCAGCAGCAGCUACAGCAGCAGCAGCUACAGCAGCAGCAGCUACAGCAGCAGCAGCAGCAGCAGCAGCAAGGAUAA